CCUGGGUGGAGACCCAAGUCACCCACGGUCCGGCCCCGGCGAAGUUGCCGGCCUCGCUGCACUUCCCGGGCUGGGUGGCCUGGAUCCCGCAGACAUGGCCAGCGGGGCGGCAGAGAGGGGACUCGAGCCCCCGGCCUUACAGCGUCAUCCAGAAGCCAGCGCACAGCGCCUGGCCCAAGGCUACGGGAAGGGCAGCAUGAGCGAGCUGAGGGACCAGGAGUUCGGUCGCCUGGCAGGAAGUGUCUACCUUGACCAUGCAGGAGCCACCUUGUUCCCCCAAAGCCAGCUCACAAACUUCACUAAGGAUCUCAUGGAAAACGUCUAUGGUAAUCCUCACAGCCAGAACAUCACCAGCAGACUCACCCACGACACUGUGGAGCAGGUCCGCUACAGGAUAUUGGCUCAUUUCCAUACUACCCUGGAGGACUACAUUGUGAUCUUCACGGCUGGGAGCACAGCAGCUCUCAAGCUAGUGGCAGAGGCAUUUCCGUGGGUGGCGCGGGCCCCAGAGAACAGUGGGAGUCACUUCUGUUACCUCACCGACAACCACACCUCUGUGGUGGGAAUAAGGAAGGUGACUGCAGCCAUGGGUGUCACAUCUACCCCAGUCAAGCCAAAGGCCAUGUGGUCAGCGGAGGCAAAGGCUGCUGGAGCCUGUGACAGCGACUGUCAGCUUCCACACCUCUUCUGUUACCCAGCUCAGAGUAACUUUUCAGGCACCAGAUACCCGCUGUCGUGGGUAGACGAGGUCAAGUCUGGGCUGAGGAGCCCCGUGAGUGUGCCUGGGAAGUGGUUUGUGCUGCUCGAUGCAGCCUCCUAUGUCAGCACCUCACCCUUGGACCUGUCAACUCACCGGGCUGACUUUGUCCCCAUCUCCUUCUAUAAGAUUUUUGGGUUUCCCACAGGCCUGGGUGCUCUGCUUGUCAACAAGCACGUGGCUCCCCUGCUUAGGAAAGGCUACUUUGGAGGAGGGACUGCAGCCGUCUACCUUGCAGGAGAAGACUUUUACAUCCCGACGGCAUCGGUGGCAGAAAGGUUCGAAGAUGGCACCAUCUCAUUCCUUGAUGUAAUAGCGUUAAAACAUGGAUUUGAUGCUCUGGAGCGCCUCACAGGUGGCAUGGAGAGCAUACAGCAGCACACCUUCGCUCUGGCGCAGUACACGUACUCUGCCCUGUCUUCCCUCUGCUACCCCAAUGGAGCCCCCGUGGUGCGGAUUUAUACCGAUUCUGGGUUCAGCGGCCCUGAUGUCCAGGGCCCAAUCAUCAAUUUUAACGUGCUGGAUGAUGGUGGGAACAUCAUUGGCUACUCCCAGGUAGACAAAAUGGCUAGCCUACACAACAUCCACCUGAGGACUGGCUGCUUCUGUAACUUGGGGGCCUGCCAGAGGCACCUGGGGCUAAGUGAAGAGAUGGUUAAGAAACACUUUCAGGCCGGUCAUGUCUGUGGAGAUGACGUCGACAUCAUAGACGGCCGGCCCACAGGCUCUGUGAGGAUCUCCUUUGGAUACAUGUCCACACUGGAAGACGCCCAGGCCUUUCUCAGGUUCAUCCGAGUUUUCUGCCUUCACUCACCUGGUGUCCAGCCUGUUCCUCAAGCCAGCACCAGCGACACUGGAGCCUUAACCUCAGAGAAUGACUGCCACUCAUCUCAAGAAGGUUCCUGCGCAGAACCUGCAGUCUGCAAUGACUCCUGCCCUGAUGCAAAUCCGGUGGACUUGUGCCCAUCUCUGAGCAAAGCCAGCAGCAUCCCGCAGACCCCUCGAGAGAAAGCUGCCUGUAUCCCCAAUGGAGACCUUGGGCCCCACAUUGUCACCAACAUUUACCUCUACCCCAUCAAAUCCUGUGCUGCGCUGGAGGUGACCGAGUGGCCUAUAGGGAGCCAAGGGCUGCUCUAUGACCGAAGCUGGAUGGUUGUGAACCACAAUGGCAUUUGCCUGAGUCAGAAGCAGGAGCAGCGGCUCUGCCUGAUCCGACCCUUCAUCGACCUGCAGCAGGGGAUCAUGGUCAUCAAAGCCAAAGGAAUGGAGCCUAUCGAGGUGCCUCUUGAGGAAGACAGUGAACGAACUCAGAUUUGCCAAAGCAGAGUGUGUGCGGACAGGGUAAACACUUAUGAUUGUGGAGAAAAUGUUUCAAGAUGGCUGUCAAAGUUUUUCGGCCGUCCAUGUCAUUUAAUCAAGCAAAGCCCGCACUUCCAGCGAAAUGCAAGGAAGGUCGCUGGAAAAGGUCAGUCUCCAGGACCUGGUGUUGCCCUGUCCCUGGUGAAUGAGGCGCAGUAUCUGCUGGUGAACACAGCAAGUGUUCUGGAGCUUCAGCAACAGCUAAAUACCAGUGAUAAACAUGGCAAAGAGGAGUCGUUCUCCGUGAAAGAUCUCAUCUCCCGUUUCCGUGCCAAUAUCAUUACGAAGGGAGCUAGGGCUUUUGAAGAAGAGAAAUGGGAUGAGAUCUCAAUAGGUUCCCUGCAUUUCCAGGUUCUGGGGCCUUGUCACAGGUGCCAGAUGAUUUGUAUCGACCAGCAAACUGGGCAGCGGAACCAGGAUGUUUUCCAGAAGCUUUCCGAGAGGCGGGGGAGGAAGGUGAACUUUGGCGUGUACCUGAUGCACUCAUCCUUGGAUUUAUCUUCUCCACGUUUCCUGUCAGUGGGAUCCGAGGUGCUGCCUGUGUUGAAAGACUGUGGAGUGCACUGA
Acomys russatus (golden spiny mouse) is the source of this 2683-nucleotide messenger RNA. RefSeq names its product molybdenum cofactor sulfurase (gene Mocos). Lineage: Eukaryota; Metazoa; Chordata; Mammalia; Rodentia; Muridae. The transcript has 15 exons. Bases 95 to 2683 code for a protein of 862 amino acids. Gene Ontology annotation, biological process: Mo-molybdopterin cofactor biosynthetic process. The record is from RefSeq and is a predicted model, not a curated record. Gene Ontology annotation, molecular function: molybdenum cofactor sulfurtransferase activity; pyridoxal phosphate binding; molybdenum ion binding.